CAGACGAACCAAGGCAAGCAGGCCAACUCCCGCCGCGGCCUGGCUAGCCACUCCCCUGCUACUCGGUUUUCACCGCCUCUCGGGUGGAAAGGACACGCCAUAUCCGGGGAAAGGGGGGGACACAAGCGAGGCAUGUUCUUUGCUCAGCAAUGCUUCAGCUGCCUUGGCAUUAAAACAUCACUACUGAAGAUAACUUAUCCUUUGAGAUGCUUCAGGUUUUCAACCUGUCCAACCAUGACCUUCAACCACAAAAAUGCAAAACGAAUUGAAGGGCUUGAUAGCAAUGUGUGGGUAGAAUUUACAAAAGUAGCUGCAGAUCCCUCAAUUGUUAAUCUUGGGCAAGGCCUUCCAGAUAUAUCUCCUCCUAACUAUGUAAAAGAAGAAUUAGCGAAAGCAUCAUCUGUGGAUAGGCUGAACCAGUACACACGGGGCUUUGGACAUCCAUUGUUGGUGAAAGUCUUGUCCCAAGUGUAUGAAAAAGUUUGUCAAAAAAAGAUUGACCCCUACACUGACAUCCUGGUGACAGUAGGAGGCUAUGGAUCUCUGUUUAGUGCAAUUCAGGGACUCAUUGAAGUUGAAGAUGAAGUGAUAAUAAUAGAACCCUUCUUUGACUGUUACGAGCCCAUGGUGAGGAUGGCAGGAGCGAAACCUGUUUUUAUACCCUUGAGAUAUAAAACUUCAGCUGGAGACAUUGCAUCUAGUGCUGACUGGGCCUUGGAUCCCACUGAACUUGCAAGUAAAUUUAAUUCAAAGACAAAAGCUAUUAUAUUGAAUACCCCGAACAAUCCUAUAGGAAAGGUUUAUACAAAAGAAGAGCUCCAGAUAAUUGCUGAUCUCUGUAUUAAAUAUGAUACCCUGUGCAUCAGUGAUGAGGUGUAUGAAUGGCUGGUAUACACUAACAAUAAGCACAUUAAAAUAGCUACUUUACCUGGAAUGUGGGAAAGAACGGUAACAGUAGGAAGUGCUGGGAAAACAUACAGUGUAACAGGCUGGAAGCUUGGCUGGUCUGUUGGUCCCCAACAUCUGAUAAAACAUUUGCAGGUUGUUCAACAAAAUACAAUCUAUACAUGCCCAACUCCAUUACAGGAGGCGGUGGCGCAAGCCUUUUUGAUAGACUUCAAGCGUAUGGAUGACCCAGACUGCUACUUCUACUCUCUGCCUAGAGAGCUAGAAAGCAAGCGGAACCGAAUGGCUCAGAUGCUCCAGGAAGUGGGGCUGAAGCCUGUUGUUCCAGAGGGAGGAUACUUCAUGAUUGUUGAUGUAUCCAUGCUAAAUGUAGAUCUGUCUGACAUGGAGAAAGAUAAACCUUAUGAUUACAAAUUUGUGAAAUGGAUGAUAAAAUCAAAGAAACUGUCAGCUAUUCCUCUCACCUCAUUUUGUGGCCCGGAGACCAAAGAUCAGUUUGAGAAAUAUAUACGGUUUUGCUUCAUCAAAAAAGACAGCACAUUGGAUGCAGCAGAAGUGAUCCUGAAGAAUUGGAAGAAACAUUGACAUAACAGUUAACAUUUUCUGUCACUUAAAAAAAAUGCAUGCAUUGUUAACACAUUUAAAACUAGAUCUAGUAUUUUACACGAAACUAUGCUUUUAAAAAAAUUUGCAUUGUGCUGCCACCUGCUGGAUAUUGGGUAUUAAUAAUGUAAUCUAAGCAAUUGAUUUCGAUAUCGUCCAAAGUAUAAUCUGUUUUCAGUGGAAUCUUUUCUCCCCCUCAUUUUUUUUAACGUACUGAAAUAAAAUACAUGCAGACUAUGUCCACCAGACUCACAACUUGAUGAAUUCCUUUAUACUUGUGCAAGGUAUUUUGCAUUUCUCAUAUGUCUUUUUGAUCAAUAGCACCUCUUCUGCAUUUCAGGCAAAAUACUAGCCCUGUGCAAGCAUUCAUCCUGUUCAUGUGAGGGCUAAAUGUAUGUGGGUGCCGGGCAUAUGCAUAGGCGAAACACCCUGCUAUAUGAAUUCUCCCAAAGAACUGAAAAGAAAUAUGUAAUAAUAAAAAUAACAAAAACAUAUAAUCAUGGUUUUGUAAUGGGGAGGUGUGAACUCGCAGUUCUUGCAAAAGAUUUCUGCAGUAGAAUAGUAUACUGUAAUGUUCAAACAGUUUUUAAAUAUAUUUUAGUAGAGUUCAGGAAACGACAGAGCAUAUCUUGAAUAGCUAAUGCAGUUUUAUUGCUCAUUACUACAUCAAAUAAGUACAGAAAUGCAAAUUUAGUGCACAAAAACUAGUAAUGCAAAAAGCCUUGUAAUUGGAAUGAAUAAUAAAGGAGAUGUCAUGCACAUCUAUGUGAAUUUCACUGAUUGGAGAGGAGAGGUCAGGCUACUUCAGUGUGCAAAUUAGGUAAGUCAUUUGCUUUUUCUAUUGAGCAAGUAUUAUGCUAGACAUGAGUUUUGUCCUCUCAAAUUUUAUUUUACAAUAAUGAUCCUUGAGGAUCUGCUAAACAUUGUCUGUUAAUUUUAUGGAAUGAAAUGUUGAUUUGAUUUAACAAAUCAUUAACAGUGAAAAGUUGCCUUAAAUCUUACUUGACUAUUGUUUUCAUUCAUGUUAUAAAUAUGCAUAAUACUGUGUUCCUCAAACAUAACAGGGAAAUAAAGAGUAUGAAAAUGA
Molecule: messenger RNA, 2596 nt
Organism: Elgaria multicarinata webbii
Lineage: Eukaryota; Metazoa; Chordata; Lepidosauria; Squamata; Anguidae
Gene: KYAT3
Product: kynurenine aminotransferase 3
Exons: 14
Coding region: 133-1491 (452 amino acids)
Biological process (GO): biosynthetic process
Cellular component (GO): cytoplasm; mitochondrion
Molecular function (GO): L-kynurenine:2-oxoglutarate transaminase activity; pyridoxal phosphate binding
Source: RefSeq, a predicted model, not a curated record